This is a messenger RNA of Xyrauchen texanus (razorback sucker), 2171 nucleotides long. RefSeq names its product haloacid dehalogenase-like hydrolase domain-containing 5. NCBI's taxonomy places the organism in Eukaryota, Metazoa, Chordata, Actinopteri, Cypriniformes, Catostomidae. The transcript has 8 exons. Gene Ontology annotation, biological process: glycerophospholipid biosynthetic process. Gene Ontology annotation, cellular component: mitochondrion. The coding region runs from base 107 to 1426 and encodes 439 amino acids. The record is from RefSeq and is a predicted model, not a curated record.
UGUCGCAAAACUCCAGUCGUUGCUUGCCAUUUCUACACCUUUUCCUGCGGAGACAUAAAACACGAUAGAAUUUAGAUAAUCUCUAUAUCUGGAUCUGAAUCUGAAUAUGUUGAAACUCGGGUGGAGAGGCGUGAAAUUAUGCAGGAAAAUAGCGAGUUCCGCAAUUGCUUCUGCGCAGAUGGUGCGCCGCUACAGCGCAGACCGCAGCUUGUUUGGACUUUUGUUUGACAUUGACGGAGUGCUGGUACGUGGACGGACGCCCAUUCCAGAAGCUAAACAGUGUUUCAGGAACCUGGUGGAUGGGAAUGGAAAGUACAAGGUUCCCGUGGUGUUUGUGACGAAUGCGGGGAAUAGUCUCCGACAAACCAAGGCAGAACAGCUGUCUCACCUCCUGGAGGUCGAGGUGUCUCCAGAUCAGGUAAUGCUGUCUCACAGUCCGCUGCGGGUUUUCACUCAGUUCCAUGACCUGUGUGUGCUGGUGUCUGGACAGGGACCUGUGGUGGAGGUCGCACACAAUGUAGGUUUUAAGAACGUUGUGACCAUUGACAUGCUGCGGGACGCGUACCCUCAACUCGACGUGGUGGAUCAUCAUCGCAGACCCAAAGACACGAUUCCCCCCUCUAAGAAUUUACCACCAAUUGAAGCCGUCAUCCUGUUUGGUGAGCCUGUCAGGUGGGAGACCAACUUGCAACUUAUUGUUGAUGUGCUCUUGUCCAAUGGGAUGCCGGGAAACCCUGUGACAUCACUGCAUUACCCACACAUCCCUGUGCUGGCCUGCAACAUGGAUCUGCUGUGGAUGGCCGAGGCGAAAAACCCUCGAUUUGGGCAUGGUAUGUUCCUGGUGUGCCUGGAGAAUAUCUAUAAGAAGAUAACUGGUUGUAAGCUGAAGUAUGAAGCUCUGAUCGGGAAACCCAGCGUUGUGACUUAUAACUAUGCCGAACUGCUCAUUCGACAGCAGGCCGAGAGCCUCGGCUGGACCCGUCCCGUGGAGAGACUUUACGCCAUCGGUGACAACCCCAUGGCAGACAUUUAUGGUGCAAACCUGUACAACCGCUACCUCAAAGCAAUGCGUCAUACUCAUGCUCAGGUGCAAGCUCAGGGUGGCUCGACCACCCAGGUAACUGGAGACCUGCAGUGUGAAGUGUCCGAUGACGACAAACAUUCUGGACAGGUGAUGGUUGGGGGUUCAUUCGAACACCAACUUCCUGAAGGCUGCAGUUCCAUCCUGGUCUGUACAGGCGUCUAUAACCGCGACCACCAGGACUUGCCCUCUGACCCCGAGCAGACGGUCACAGAGCACCAGAUUUUCCAUGGUCACCGGGACUUUCGAUUUGACCCGAACCUGACCCAGCCUUCCUUCGUAGUCCAGGACGUUCAGGAAGGAGUGGAGUUGGUCUUCCAGCUGGAGGGUUGGCCACUGCAAUAGAUUCAGCAUGUCCCAAAUUGUGCCUUCAAAUAAUGUUUCCGGGUUCAUUUCAUGUUCUGCUCUAUCGACAACAGUUGUGGCAUAAUGUCUAUUAGCACAGAAAAGUAUGUUGACUCGUCCUACAGUUAGACACUUACAAUGGAAGUCUAUGGGGCCAGCGUUUGAGAGGAUUUAAAGGAAUAUUCCGGAUUCAAUACAAGUUAAGCUUAAUCAACACCAUUUGUAGCAUAAUGUUGAUCACCACAUAAAAUAAUUUCGGCUCGUCCUUCAUUUAUUUAAAAAGAAAAGGCACUAAUAAUGGGGCCAAUUAAUAAAUAUAUGUUUUUACAUUGUUUCAAAAGUAAAGCCACAAGAUGUAAACAAUAAACAUGUUACCAUGACUUUUGUGUGAAUAAAUCACUUACUAGUUUACAGGUUUUACCAUCAGUACGUUGUCAUGACAACAAGGUUGUAAAAUUGGAUAUAUCUACACAGAUAAGGUUAGUUAGCAAUUUUAUCACACACAAAUGAUGUUAACAUGCAUAUUGUUUACGUCAUGUGGCUAUAAUUUUGAAAUGGUGUGUAUUUUCAUGUUUAUCAACUGGCCCCAUUCACUUCCAUUCCAUUUGCUGGCCCCAUUCCAUUCACUGGCCCCAUUCCAUUCAACUGGCCCCAUUCCAUUCAACUGGCCCCAUUCACUUCCAUUCCAUUCGCUGGCCCCAUUCCAUUCGCUGGCCACAUUCCAUUCAGCUGGCCCCAUUCCAUU